Molecule: messenger RNA, 1092 nt
Organism: Penicillium pulvis
Lineage: Eukaryota; Fungi; Ascomycota; Eurotiomycetes; Eurotiales; Aspergillaceae
Exons: 1
Coding region: 1-1092 (363 amino acids)
Source: RefSeq, a predicted model, not a curated record
AUGCCAAUCAGAGAUUACGGUGUGUGGAAGGCAACUCCUGUGCAGUACACAGUUGAACACAAUGAGGACGAUUCGAUAUCCCCGCACUUGUCGCUAUACUUCGAUGACAGCGGAGAGCCAACUCGCCAUGCUAGUCGCAAUGUUCACCGAAGUCGGUCCAGUGCGCGAGAGAUUCCUGGACUUUUCCGAGCGGCAAUCAAUAUUAAGUCUGGAGAUAGGAAAGAAUCUCGACUUGCCUAUUGGGUGAAUCACAACUUCAAUCAGCACCCCAAAGUGAAUGAUCUCACUGAUCUACCUCUGGGCUUUCAUCCCCUCGGAGACAGGGAGUCAGGAACAUCCAGUACCGGUCUAAAUCUGGAUUUCAUCCGGGACAAUUUGUUCUGUAUCAAUGAUGGUCGAAUCUUGCCCCAUGACAUAGAAGGUCCGAACAAUGAUAUGAUCGAUGUCCUCGAGCCUGAGGUAAAACAGGCAAUCGAUAAGAAGGCCGAGAUUUACCUGUUUGGCUCACGGUUCAAUACUCAAGAUGGUAUUCACAACAUUCAUAUGAACCAGGGCAAUACUCGGAAAUUUAAAAAAGAUGAUGGCGUCUUCCAAGAUGGUGGCAUUUUGAUCAACUAUCCGGACUCCGGUGAAUGGGUGGGGGUAUUUCUCGGCUUCGCAUCACAAGCUGUACACACCGAUGACAAGACAGGUCAUGCUAUAACAUCCGAGACUUGGGAACACUAUCUAGACUCGGAAAGACAGCCAGCUGACCUAACGGAGAAUUCCGUGAGAAUCAAGGAGGCCUUGGUAGCGCCUCUUGGGCCCGAUGGUCUCCAACGCAGAUCUGUCACUCUCACAAAUCCGACUGACCACACCAUGCCCCUCUCUCGCUGGAAGAUUCACAAUUCAGCCGGUCAAUCCCAAGCACUCCCAAAGGAUGCAGCUCUGGGUGCUAUGUCAACCGGUGCCUUUUCCCUUCCUAACUGCCCUCUUGCUAGCCGCGGUGAUACUAUUACGCUGGUGAAUGAUCAGGGACUCAAAGUCGACGGGGUGAGCUAUUGCUCUCAGAAGAAAGGAAUUGAAGGGCGACCGGUUGUUUUUGCUCAUUAG